This is a messenger RNA of Melanotaenia boesemani (Boeseman's rainbowfish), 1600 nucleotides long. It is a transcript of the gene hapln3, whose product is annotated as hyaluronan and proteoglycan link protein 3. NCBI's taxonomy places the organism in Eukaryota, Metazoa, Chordata, Actinopteri, Atheriniformes, Melanotaeniidae. Bases 238 to 1350 code for a protein of 370 amino acids. The record is from RefSeq and is a predicted model, not a curated record. Gene Ontology annotation, biological process: cell adhesion. The transcript has 5 exons. Gene Ontology annotation, molecular function: hyaluronic acid binding.
AGAAGGCGGAGGAUGAAGAGAAGGUGAACUGAGCUGAAGACGCGCUGGACGGAAGACUUCUCAUCGGUGUGUCAGAUUCUUUGUAGUUUUAAUUUGAUUUUUUUUUCUUGGUAGUGCAUUUGACAACUACCAGACGUACUAAACACAUUUUUCAUUGGAUAUAACUCGAAAAUUUAAAUGAAUUUUAAAGCAGUUGUUAUUUUCUGCUGUUAAUAGAAGAGUCUCAGUGACAGAGCCAUGCUCGGUCUACAGCUCCCCCUACUGGUCGUUUGUGCGUACCAGCUGCUGCCAGGCGGCCAGAGCAGGAUCAUCGGGUACAGCAAUGGUUUUCACUACCAGGACAUCAGCAACGGGGACGGAAACGGAGAGAUUUUCUUCAAUGGGAUUCGUCUCCAUGUGGAAUCGCCUCAGCCUUCAGUUUCAGCCACCAGAGGAAGCAGCGUCACGCUUCCCUGUCGCUACCGCUACGAGCCUGAACUGAGCAUGCCCCGCAGGACCCGGGUCAAAUGGUCCUGGCUGCCUGCUAACACCAUCACUACAUCUCUUUCCCCUGAAGCCUUGACCAGAGAAACUGAGGUUAUGGUCGCCAUGGGCAACCGUCAUCGCAGCUACGGCAGCUUCAGGGGCCGCGUGCGACUUAGACGCUCUGCCCCAGGAGACCUGUCCCUUGUGAUCAAUGAGCUGCAGCUGAACGACACAGGAAGGUAUCGCUGUGAAGUAAUUGAUGGUCUGGAGGAUGACAGCGCCACAGUAGAGCUGGAGCUGAAUGGUGUGGUAUUCCCCUAUUACUCCCAGAAAGGACGCUACCAUUUCAACUUCUUUGGGGCCCAGCAAGCAUGCCAGGACCAGGACGCCACUCUGGCUACCUUUGAGCAGCUCUUUGUAGCAUGGGAGGAGGGGCUAGACUGGUGCAACGCUGGCUGGUUGGCUGAUGGCACUGUACAGUAUCCAAUCACAGUCCCUCGUGAUGGCUGUGGAGGUUUACAAUUAGCUCCUGGUCUGCGCAGCUAUGGACAGCAGCAUCGCUUCCUCAACCGCUAUGAUGCCUUCUGCUUCUCAGCUUCAGUCAAAGGGGCCGUUUACUUCUUGAAACACCCGACUAAGCUUAACUUUACUGAAGCGGUCCAGGCUUGUGCCAGGGAUGGAAGUCAAAUCGCCAAAGUAGGCCAGAUGUAUUCUGCGUGGAAGCUGAUGGGAUUGGACCGCUGUGAUGCCGGCUGGCUGGCGGAUGGAAGUGUCCGUUAUCCUAUCACACAUGCUCGAGCUAACUGUGGUCCACCACAAACAGGUGUGCGUAGCUUUGGGUUCCCCCCUCUGUACCAGAAAUUUGGUGUCUACUGUUAUCGGUAGAUGCUCUGACUCGGCUUGAGACAACAACACAUCCAUCUAACAGUGAACUGGUUCAAAGCUCGUCUGCAGGUUCGCAUUGAGUUGUCACGCUUCAUCUUUACAAAACCAGUGUCUCAGUACUGAACUUGAAUACCAGUCAACAACUGUGUGAAAACUAUGCAUUCGUCAUGUGAUUCCACUUGAACUCUAAAACAUGACAGAAGUAUGUGAAUGCAGGAACAUUACAUCCAUAAGUCACUGGUAAAGCAUC